CCAAGGCACGAACGACGUCUGAUUUUCCUCCGGAAACUUAUUCCAAAUUCGGAUUAGCCAAUAUUCCCAUGCCAAGCCGUUGAGGCUCCUCGAGGUGUCCGGAGCUAAUGUGUGGGGGUGUCAACGCCGGCAAUAGCCGAACCCCAGACUUUCGGUUUCACCUUUCCCGAAUUCAGCUUGUAUGAUAUAUCCAACAAUUCCGAAAUCUAACCCAUUUGUCUAUAAAUUUACCAUACCCUUUUACAACUCUCCCCUCUCUCCUAUUGCGAUCUAGAAAAGAGCCUUUUGGAAUAAAACAUACGGCUGAGAUGGUAUUACUCACCUCGUUAAGAGCAUCAUUCUGUGUUGGAGUUGCCAGGGCCCGAUUGCUACCCCCACCGAGUACCGCUAGAUACUUUGCGUCCUCGGUGAUCGCUCGGCAGAAUGCUCCGAUGAAGCAGCCGCCGCACUCUGAUAGGUUUGCCCACAAUGGUCAUUCGGAGGGAGGACUGGGGAGAUAAUGGGUUAAUGUUGGGAUAGUGUGCUGUUCCCUGGAGCGGUGAAUUCAAAGUUCACCCAUGAGCUCAAGUUCCAAAGGCCGCAGGACCUCCCGGCUAUCCCAACCUAUAGGUUGAUUGAUACUCACGGGGAGGUUGUAGACAAGUCGAGAGAGCCGGACAUUAGUCAGGAGUUGGCAUUGAAGAUGUAUAAGGAUAUGAUUACCAGUAGGUCCCCCCUGUCGUUUCCGUGAGGCGAAUUAAAUUGGAACUAGAAAGUAGGUGUUGACUACAGCGGCGGGUGUAGCUAGCAUUAUGGAUUUACUCAUGUUAGCUUUAGAUUCGAGAUUGCGGGUGCUGGAAGUAUGGGGGUGCUGACGAGAAUGGUUAGGUACGAAUCCCAACGUCAGGGGCGGAUAAGUUUUUAUAUGGUAUGGAAAUAUGGUCCCUUCAUUUGAGUGGAGCGGGCAAUGCCAACGUGUGUCGUUAGGUCUCUGCCGGCGAAGAAGGAAUCGCCGUCGGAUCUGCUGCGGCUUUAGCUCCCGACGAUGUCAUAUUCUCUCAAUACAGGGAACAGGGAGUGAUGAUGUACCGUGGGUUUACACUCGACGAGGUAGACCUCUUGAUUUAAUAGAGUUCAGUGAGGCGUGCCCUUAGCUCUAAUCGGCCAUAGUUCAUGAACCAACUCUUUGCAAACAAAUUUGACUACGGGAAAGGCAAGAAUAUGCCCAUUCAUUAUAUGAGUGAGAGACUGCAUAUGGUAUAACCCCACUGCACCACCGAAUUUCUCCGGCUACUGACACUACUGCUGCAGCAUCCAAUUUCCUCCCCUCUGGCUACCCAGAUUCCCCACUCUGUAGGCGCAGCAUACGCCCUAAAACUCGAUCAAUCCUCCCGCAUCGCCGUUUGCUUCUUCGGGGAGGGUGCUGCCUCAGAGGGUGACUUCCAUGCAGCGUUGAACAUUGCUGCCACACGCUCCUGCCCGGUACUAUUUAUUUGCCGGAAUAAUGGAUUCGCAAUUAGUACCCCAACUCUUGAACAGUACAAGGGGGACGGCAUCGGUAGUAGGGGUGUUGGAUACGGGAUUGACACUAUCCGGGUGGACGGAAACGAUGUGGGUGUAACCUUCGGGGAGAGCGGAUUCAUCCUCUAUAUAGGUGUUUGACGAGAAGGUGCGGUAGAUUAUGGCAGUCCGAGAAGUCACAAUGAGAGCCAGGGACAUAGCCCUCAAGGAACAAAAGCCUGUGCUUAUUGAGGCCAUGUCUUACCGCGUCUCACACCAUUCCACUAGCGACGAUUCAUUCGCCUAUAGAGCUAAAGUUGAAGUUGAAGGCACUCCCUCCUCGACCCCCCCCCCGCUCACUCUCCGAAUCUCACUGACCUAAUGCCGACAGACUGGAAACGCCGUGACAACCCCAUCACUAGGUAUUCCGCCACUCUUCCCCACUCCCUGUCCCUGUAUCCAGGAUAACAGCGUCUCCACAGAAUGCGCAAAUGGCUAGAAUCCAAAUCCUGGUGGUCGGGCGAGCAAGACCAAGAACUCCGCAUUCAAGUCCGCAAGGACAUCCUAAAGGCCUUCGCCCGCGCUGAAAAGGAGAAGAAGCCAGCGCUCGAGAACCUCUUCUUGGACGUCUACAAGGUCCCAAGCCGUGAUCUGGAGGAGCAGAUGGCGGAGCUCAGGAGGAUUAUUGAUGAGUACCCGGAUGAAUAUGACCUUGAAGCGUUCGAUCGGGGGAGGGAAGGUUUGUAGGGGGUUUCGAUGGAUAGAAAUUUGAUUUUUUUUAUAAUAUCACACCCCCUUCUUCCGCUGGGUUGUGGCUUUUCCGCUUUCUUUCUUUCUUUUUCUCGCGAUCCUUUGCUGGUGCCUUUUUUUCCCUUUUUUCCUUAUUCCCCUCCCUUUUGUGUGUUUGAUGUCUAUUAGGCACUAGAUGGGGUGCUUUUGGUUUCACAACGCACAAUACAGUUACUCAUGGAUAU
Tuber aestivum (summer truffle) is the source of this 2453-nucleotide messenger RNA. Lineage: Eukaryota; Fungi; Ascomycota; Pezizomycetes; Pezizales; Tuberaceae. The record is from the annotation of a GenBank genome assembly.